GACUUAUUUCGAAAGAUGCUUUUGUCGAUGUCGAGUUUGACGUAAAACAACUUCAAUUUGCUCCAAUUUCGUUGUUUCGUCGUAGUGGUUUUUAAUGUAAUUUCUUUAUAUGAGUGACAUAAGUGGCACCUGUAACUUGUUGCAAGGGUUGUUAUCUUACGUUCCCGUGUCCAGAGUUUGCUUCUGAGACGGUGUUCGCAGUCAAUCUGUAUGCAACUUCUACGCGUCGCCUCGACUAUGUCUUACCAAGGAUCACCAUAUUCGGGCCCGGGCGAUGAGUACGACUUCGAAGACGACGGGUACGACGACCUGGACGAAUACAGGGAGCAGGAGGAUGCAAUACCACCGCCACCAGCGGACGACAGUGACGAAGAUACUGAGGAGGCUAGUGAGACAGACAUACCCAACAAUGACGAACCACUGGAGCAUAAAGAGCAAUUGUAUCAAGACAAGUUAGCGAGCCUAAAGAAGCAGUUGCAACAGCUAGAGGAUGGAGUUCACCCGGAGUACACGCGCCGCGUCAAGAGACUAGAACACCAGCUGCACGAGAGACUCAGGCUCAACAAGAUAUACAAAGACCACGUAUAUGAUGUAGUAGAAAGAGAAUACAUAGCAGAGAAGAAGGCAGCCGCAAAAGAGUUUGAAGAGAAGAAGAUAGAGUUACGAGAGAACUUGCUCAAUGACUUCGAGGAUAAGAGGAAAAUGAUAGAGAACGAGAGACACAGUAUGGAGUUGAAUGGGGACUCUACAGAGGUGAAACCAGUAAUGAAACGCAUCCUCCGACGGCGGGCCAACGAGCCGGCGCCGGCGCCCGAGAAGCGCCGCAAGCCCGCCACCACGCUGACGUUCCAGCUGGAGGCGCGCGACAUCGACGCCGACCUGCGCGCCAUCGCGCGCCACUCGCCGCCGCCCGCGCCGCCCCGCCACACGCAGCCGAGGAAACAUCUCAACUCCAACUGCGAAUCUCCAGUUCGAGAGAAUAACGACUCGCACGACACUCGCGUGGAGGACGGCAAGCUGUUGUUCGAGCGGCGGUGGUUCCACCGCGGGCAGAGCGUGUACGUGGAGGGGCGGGACAUGCCGCGCUUCCCCGGACACAUACACGCCAUCACCGACGAGGCGAUAUGGGUGAAGAAGACGACGAAUCUAGAGCGUAUUAGGAUAUACGUGUCUCAACUCGCGCGGGGGAAAGUGACGAUAAAACGGCGCGCGUCAUAAGUGCGACAGUGACGGACGCUAGUGCGCUAGUGUGGUUCGGUCCUAACUCGCCGGUCCAUUGACAAGUACUUUGUUAAAAUAAUUCCUCCCGUAGUGUUCGUCCCAAGGUGACACACCGAUGACGGUGUACGCGUUGUAAUAUAAGAGACCUUUUAAGAGAUGUCACUCUUGUACGCAGACGCCACGCAAGACGUUUGGCGUCUGUUAUACUAAUUCAUACAUUACAACGCACACAUGCAUGUAAGAGAUGUUUUUUGACAUUUUCAGACCUUUAGCCUUUGCACGAAGGUUAUUUCUGCAGGAAAUCUCAAAAUAUCUCCAUUUUAUUUUUAUUAUACAUAGAACUACAUGUAAAAGAAAUCAUAGGCCACGGUGUCCGCAUACCCUCAGGUACCUUAAUGGUUGUUUGUCACCGACGUGGAAUAAAAAAAACAGACAAGUACGAGUCGGACUCGCCCACCGAGGGUUCCGUACUUUUUAGUAUUUGUUGUUACCUAUAGUGGCAACAGAAAUACUUCAUCUGUGAAAAUUUCAACUCCCUAACUAUCCCGGUUCAUGAGAUGCAGCCACAGCCUGGUGACAGACAGACGGACGGCCAGUGGAGUCUUAGUAAUAGGGUCCCGUUUUUACCUUUUGGUACGGAACCCUAAAAAGGAUAUAUUUUUAGACUGAAUUUCAUUAUAUCAGAAAAUGGCACUUAACACACAAGUGCUGCGGGUUACGCUCGUAGCGGGUAGCCACGGUUUCGCCGCAUGGAGCGCUUAGUCGCUACGAACAGUGUACCCGACAGUCGGGUUCUUGGCCCUGAAUAUGUUAAGAUCCUAUUUUGCAGUUAAUUUUAAAAUCGGGAGGAAUUAUACUGAGGUUGUAACACUUGUCGAUUGAGAUCAAAGGUCGGGUAGAGGCUAAUAGUUCCCUCUCGCUCGCACGCCCCAAGUAUGAGCAGGAGGUGAUUAUAACAGUCGAUUUUAAGACCACUUGCCACGUUAAGUUUAUUGAUCUGGUAGCUUAAGGGCAAAGAGUUGUUAAUAGCAAAGAGAAUAGUGUGUAUAGAGACGGAUUGUCAAAGUAAAUUAUGUAGCCACCAGUGGCGGCGCGUCAACCAUAUCCAUAGGCAAGCCGGGGCUAAUUUAGCUUACAUAUUUCCUUUAUAACACUGCUCAAAUGUCCAAAAACAGGCAAGCCGGUGGGAAUCGGCUUUUAUGGACGCGCCGCCACUGGUGCCUUUACUGCCAUCUUUCGACAGAAGAUUGAAACUGUUAGAACGCCAUUUGACUUUGAUCCUUAUUCUUUCACUGAUAUGUGUUAACUUAUUAAAUAUUAAUAUUAACGCCAUCUACUCGAGUAUAGGCUAAAGGUAUGGUGCAAUCUUUUCGAGCGAUGGCGGCAUAACCUUCAGCCUAUCCUCAGUGAAAUAAUAAUGAUCAAAGUCAAAUGGCGUUCUGACAGUUUUAAUCGUCUGUCGAAAGAUGGCAGUAAAUGUACUGUAGCUACAUAAUUUACCAUGACAGUAACUCUCUAUUUCAAAUUCUCUUUGUUAAGGGCAAAGAGUUGUUAAUAGUAGAAGAGGUGUAAAGUCUAAGAAAAAAUCGUCCUUCGUAUUUGAAAUAGAUGCCGAUGGACAUAGGCCUGUAUGCAUUCCACAGUGCCUUAGGCCCUGCAUCACCCUACUAACCCGGGGUUAAGCCAUUAAUCCAGUGUCAAUUUGUACUGGUAACCAUGGUAACUCAGGUUUAUCCGGUUUAACCUCGGGUUAGUGGAAUGGUGCAAGUGAGUCUUAGUGUCUUACUGUAAUACUCGUACUGUGUAAUAUGUUUGAAUAAAUAAAAAAUAAUAAUUAGGGCAUCUUCAACUUCAACAUUUAUUCAGCAAAUAGGACAAGGGCACUUUUACACGUCAACUAUGAAUUUACUACAAUAUCGAACAAUUCUCAAUAUCGGUAUUGUAAUCCGAUAUUGGACCGCAAUACCGGAAUUCCGGAAUUAAAACUGGUACCUAUAGAUAUUUACCGUUUUACAGUUUAUAUCAUAUUUGGAAUUUGCAUUUCACAAAAUGUACAAAAUUAUAGCAAUUUUAUUUGUAACUUCUUUUGUAAAACGGGACUAAAAAUCAUUCUAUACGGAAUUGCAAUUUUCGAUACUGGUCCUCAUCAAUUCCGGUAUUACAAUACCGUAAUAAUCAGUCAGAUAUUCCGGUAUUACUGGAUUUCGGAAUUCCGGUAUUCAUCGGUAACUUGUUAGGAUCGUAUUCCACCUAUCCAAUUUCGUUGUCCGAUGUCAGCGCGUCUCGCUCUCUCAUUAAAGCAAAAUGUGAGACGCAAUACACAUUGGACACAGAAAUUGGAUAGCUUGAUUGAAAAGUUGAUGUUUCAGUAUUCAGUUACCACAAUACAUACAGCGCCAUCUAGUGAGAGUGUCACACGGUACGAUUUUUUGUUAGACUUUAUAUAUUUUCUACAAUCAAUAACUAUUCGUUAAGAGUGAUUAUGUUGGAAAAUGUAUGAAGUGAAUAGGCGUUUCGAAAGACCUUGUACUUUUUUUGGAAAAGAGACCUGUUAGUAUUUUUCAAAUAGUUUGCGUACGGUGACAGCUGUCAUCUCCAUACAAUGUAAUAACCUUAAAACACAAAAUAUGUAUUUAGAUGACAGCUUUGGAACCUUCUUGGAUUCCAUUUUAAUUCAAAAUUCGAUUUGGAUUAAAUCCUUCAUAAAGGCCUCAGGGACUCGGGAGGAUUGUACAGUCAUAGACAAAGGACUAAGCCGGUAAUCAACUGGUCGUGCACGCAAAGGGACAUCAAGUUGUGUCAACCCUAAUAAUUGCUCGGAGCAAUGCUGAGCCGAAUGGAGCCGAGUUUGCCCGAAGUCAGGAGUUUCGCACCCCAGGCUGUAGA
Messenger RNA from Cydia fagiglandana, 4107 nucleotides. Its product is annotated as sin3 histone deacetylase corepressor complex component SDS3. Lineage: Eukaryota; Metazoa; Arthropoda; Insecta; Lepidoptera; Tortricidae. The record is from RefSeq and is a predicted model, not a curated record. Gene Ontology annotation, biological process: negative regulation of transcription by RNA polymerase II. Gene Ontology annotation, cellular component: Sin3-type complex. Gene Ontology annotation, molecular function: histone deacetylase binding. The transcript has 7 exons. The coding region runs from base 211 to 1218 and encodes 335 amino acids.